This is a messenger RNA of Capsaspora owczarzaki ATCC 30864, 1887 nucleotides long. RefSeq lists its product as hypothetical. The transcript has 5 exons. NCBI's taxonomy places the organism in Eukaryota, Filasterea, Ministeriida, Capsasporidae. The record is from RefSeq and is a predicted model, not a curated record. The coding region runs from base 15 to 1793 and encodes 592 amino acids.
UGACCAUCCGAUCGAUGCCACCAUCGUCGUCAACAAAGGCGAAAUCGGCGAACGCUGUCAGCGGCAACGACACCGGCAAGGCCAGCUCCAGCUCCAGCAACUCCAGCAACUCCAGCAACCACGCGAGUUCAUCAAACGCUGCAUCUGCUCACAAUAGUCGGAAGAGCGGUGGUCUGAAUGCUGGCAGUGGUGCUCCUCCACGAGCGAGCGUCAUCCACCCAGCGCGCGGCGGACUGGCGCACGAGCUGUUCCGACUCCUCGAUCGGGGCAUUCUCGGACUCGUCUUGCUGCUGUUGUUUUGCCUUUCAUUCGAGCUGCUCCUGCCCAACUCGCUCCCUGCACAGAUGCUCCUCAACCCUCCAACGCCGCUCAGCGACAGCUGUACGGGCAAGCUCGACCAGUACAAUGCCCUCGGAUCGCUCUGUGGAUUCCACAACCCUGUAGAUCUCGAGGCAAUCCGACUUGCCAACAACAAGACGCUGCUGCUUGCCAUCCGCCACGAACAUCCGUACUUUGAUGGGAGAACAAGUACUGACGCCGAAGAGUAUGGCCUCCAGGCGUAUGUGGAUGGAUACUCUCAGCUGCUAUGGCCGACGCCUUCAUCUCAGACUCAAUUGAGUGAUUUCCUGCUCGGUGUGCCAGGGUGUGCUUCUCCUCCAGUCGGAGCAGAGUUUCGACCACUUUCGCUGGGCGUACAAGUCUUGCCCGCCACAUCUUUUGCUCGACGACACGGCCCUUUCAUCGCCGAGCAACAUCGCGGAUCAGUCACAACCGUUGUCGUUGUCAACCAGGCCACGGCUCGCUCGGCCAUUGAAGUGUUUGAGCUGAUUGGCGGAUGGGAUGGCUCUGCAGACAACGUUGGACAAUCGGAUGCGCUCGGAGGAGCCCACCAAGCCCCGCUGAGCGCGAGCGUCGAAGAAUCGUCGUUGCGUUGGAUGGGAUGCGUCCCAGUGUAUCGGCAAAUGAAUGCUGGAGAUGUCGACAUUCUCGAUGCGGUCACGGCUGGACGGCGAAACAGCGGAGGCCCUGCAGUGGUUGUGUCGGGAAACGACCAAGGCCCGCCCAGCACGAUGGCCACGCUCAUGGGACGGAUAACGGGUGCAUGGCUCGGUCUCUCUUCGGGCCAUUUGCGCAUCUGGUCUGCGCCUGCACCGUUUGCUGCCAGCGACAACGUGACCACCGCUGAUGACAUUCAGCCGUUGCACGCAUCGCGUUCGGCGUUUGAUGCGGCUGUCGCACAGGCGCGAUGGAGGCAUGUUUAUCUCGGCGAGCCGGUGCCCCGUGUCCCAGCUGGGAUCAUGGUGGCCGCCGGUCGACUCGUGUUUGGCAACUACCACCAGCUUUGUCGCGUUGACUUGCCGCAAAUCAUGCCCAACUCUCUCCUUCAGCAAGCCGAUUGGCCGCCAACCGAGCCCGUGCACACGAGCGAUCUCAAAUGCGUCGCAGUGUCGGAGCAGAGCGCCGUGGAAGUUCAGCUCAUCUCGCAUUUCGGCGGCUCGGCGGUUCUCGUUGUCAGCCGCUCCAACACGCUCGCGAGUACCCUCAAGGCCGCAUUGUGCGCCCUAGGGCGAGAUCCUUGCGACAUGCCAUGGCAGCUUCAUGUCGUUCAUCUUCCAACCAUGCAAAGCUUUCCGCUAUUGAAGUUUGACGGAACCUCCCUCGGGUAUGCCACGUCUGUCUCCUACUCUGAUGGCUUCAUGUACUUUGGGACGCAAUAUGGCGAACGUGUUGGCGUUGUACGAUUAAGCCCCAGCCAUGACAAACUGUUGCGCAAGCUUGCGCGAACCGAUUAGUUUAUUGUUGAGUUUGAUCUCGGUCGAUUUUUUUUUCUGAUUGUCCCAUACAAUCCAAACAACACGGAAUUAAUACAACAAACUUCGGGUGUGC